Molecule: messenger RNA, 3412 nt
Organism: Cloeon dipterum
Lineage: Eukaryota; Metazoa; Arthropoda; Insecta; Ephemeroptera; Baetidae
Product: ras-GEF domain-containing family member 1B-like
Exons: 14
Coding region: 222-2258 (678 amino acids)
Biological process (GO): positive regulation of GTPase activity; Ras protein signal transduction
Cellular component (GO): plasma membrane
Molecular function (GO): guanyl-nucleotide exchange factor activity
Source: RefSeq, a predicted model, not a curated record
CCGCAGCUCAUUGUGUAGCGUGUGUUGUGCUCGCGCGGAGACGAGUGAUGCUGUAGCUGUGGUGCCGGCAGAGUGAGUGAGUGAGUGCGUCCGUCUGCCAUCUGCCACUUGGACGAGGCGAGUCAGGCCACUGGCUGCCCGUCCGCACGCGAAUUCGGCCGGAAGGGGCUGUUAGCCCCCGAAAUGAGCGACUGAGCGCCCGCUGCCGAACUGAGGUUCAGAUGGAAGACCACGAAAUCCAGGAGACCGUCGAGUCGAUCCUGGGCAAGGGCGCGAAGGUCGUCGACUGCGAGAAGAGGUCGUGCAUCAGAGAGGAAGAGGUGUUGCUGGUCAAUGGCUGCCCCGUCAGUCUGGACGGUGACACCGGAAAUGCGAUCAGGACGGCGCUUUUGCAAGGUGUGACGCCGCCAUGCGACCUGCUGAACGAGCUGCUGGUGCGCGCCGGCAUCCUGAAGGCACCCGUCAAGCUGGAGACCUCGCUCAGCGUCAAGUCCAGCGUGGUCACAAAGGAGAACGUGUCCGUGUCCAAAGAUGGACAUGUCGUCGACGAGCGCUCACGGGAAGUCAAGGAGGACAAUUUCUACUCAAGUACAACAAGCGAAGUAUGGGAGCCGGUUCGGAGAGCACCGGUGCCCCCCGCGAACACACUGGCCGCCGUCCAGGCGCCCAAGGGGGUGCGGGGCGGCGGAGCCACCAGCUCCAACAGUUCAGGGUGCUGGUCGGCGCUCACAGGGGACGACGUCGACUUGACCAACGGCCUCGAGAACUUGUCGUGCGCCUCGACCCCCACUAUUUUCGGCACCGUGGCUUCGGAUCAGACCCCCAAGGAUGGCAGCAGUAGGAGGAGUUUGCCGCAAACCCCACAGUCGGCGAAAAGCUUUUCCACCCUGAUCAAUGGCCCGAUCGGUGACGCGGCCGCUAGCGAGUCGGGUGGUUCUUUGGACUCGGUGCACGACAUCCAACCCUCAGACGAAAACGCCCUGGUCUACAAGGACGGCAACCUGGUGUCCGGCCCGCUGGACGCGCUUUUGCAGCACAUGGUGCCCACGUCCGACUACUUUCCAGACAGAGCCUACCUGUUCGCCUUCCUGCUCAGCGCCAGGCUGUUCAUCAAACCGCAUGAACUGCUCGGGCAAGUCUGCCAGAGGUGUCACAUCCACAAACCAGAAAGUAUUACUGCCCCAGCACAGUUUGUGCGCCACAUAGUGCAGCUGUUGGCCGAGUGGACUGAGACCUUCCCGUACGACUUUCGGGAUGAGCGGGUGAUGGCCCACGUGCGUGAACUGACCCAGCAGUGCGUGGCCCUGGAGCCGACUGUUCGCAGGGAAGUGUCUCAGUUGCUGCAGAACCUUCUGCACAGGCUUACAGCGCUCGAGCAGUACGAGGAAUUCCUGCAGCGCAUCAACUCGGAGACUGCCACUCCUAACAUUGAGUCCCUCAACGUGUCUGAUAUUACGGAGUUGUGUCCAAGUCCUGAAAAGCUGGCUCAGCAGCUGACUCACAUUGAGCUGGAAAGGUUAUCUUUCAUCGGGCCUGAGGAGUUUGUGCAGGCUUUUGCCAAGGAGAACACCAAGCCGGAGACGACCUCGUUCCGGGACCUCAAGAAAACACGGAAUCUCGAGUCCUAUGUGCAGUGGUUCAACAGGCUCAGCUAUUUUGUUGCCACUGAAGUUUGCAAACACGUGAAAAAGAAGGCAAGGGUGCGUGCCGUCGAGUACUGGGUGGAGGUGGCGCGCGAGUGCUUCAACAUUGGCAACUUUAACUCUCUGAUGGGCAUCAUCGCAGGCCUCAACAUGUCACCCGUCUCGCGGCUGAAAAAAACAUGGGCCAAGGUGUCUUCAGGCAAGUUCGCCAUUUUGGAGCACCAGAUGGACCCUUCGUCCAACUUCUCCUCAUAUCGUUCCACACUUAAGGCGGCCAUGUGGCGCUCAGCCGGUGCCACCGACGAGCGCCAGAGAAUCGUCAUUCCCUUCUUUUCGCUGCUGGUCAAAGACUUGUACUUCCUCAACGAAGGCUGUGCCAGCAAACUGCCAAGCGGACACGUGAACUUUGAAAAGUGCUGGCAACUGGCCAAGCAGGUGACGGAAUUCAUCGCCUGGAAGCAGGUGGCAUGCCCGUUUGCCAAAGACGCCAAAGUCACCAACUUCCUCCAAAGCACCACCGUUCUCAGUGACGAGAAAGCUCUUGCCAUCGCGUCAUUUGAAUGUGAACCACCGGAAAACAGUUUUGAAAAGGAGAGGUACAAGAAUCUCAAGUGAAGCGGAAAUUAAUGGCACCACGUCAAGCACCACCUAAACCCCCUAUAUCACCGUCGAUGUGUACUUAAUUAUUAGCCAGAAUAUCAUUUUAGACGUUUGUCUGUUUUCUGCUGAAAUUGAAAAACCAACCCGUUUACCCGCGAGGUGAUAUCACCAUCUGAGAGAUGAGAGAAUCUUCUUCCUGCAAGACUGACGGUCCACGCCACAAUGUGCACAUACAUACUCUUCUUAUUUUUUAAACGCCCAACUUCAUCGAAUUCAUUUUCGGAACCUGCUGUUAGCCCCUAAGUUUCCCGACAUCUUGGGAGUCGAAUCUAGUCAAGAAAACACGGAGAACAAAAGAGCAGUGAAUUCCCUUCCCCUCGAGUUAAUGUCUGACAUUGAUUGAUUGUGCACCAAUUUAAAUGAUAAUUCCUGCAGUGACUAAUGUUGAUUACUUAAUUAGUGUUAUAAUUCUAUCUGUAUAAAUAACGCUCUCAUUUUCUCUCUCUCUAAUGUGUAAUGAAGAGUGCAGAACACAAUUUGGUAUAUUAGAUGCUCUUUUUUCGUAGAAUACGUACCUGAUUUGUUGAGAGAACAAAGAGAGCAGGAGAAGCCGUAGCGCAGCUUUCUCCUCGUUUGCAUGAUCCCUAGUUUUAAUGACUUGCAUAACAACUAAUUGACGAGACAAGAAAAUUAGGAGCGAGUUUGCGGGGAAGCAGCAAAAAGGGAACAAUUAUAUGUAUAAAAACACACGCGCACGUUAAUAACAUCGACUCUCGUUGCCCGAGUCGCACAAUUCCAUUCCACUUUUAUGAAGGUUAUUUUGUGAUUAUAAACCGAUCGUGUUAGUUUCAAACGCAGGAUUUUGUCUACUUAGUGGAUUCUCAGCAGAUAGUCAUCAGCAGUGUGUGUACUUACAGAGAGGAAGAUCGAUUUAAGAGAGGAAAAAUGGAAUUUAUAAGUGACAAGAAACGCUCACGGAGGAACAUAAAGUAUUCUUCAAAUUAAGGGAAAAAAGAGAUUAAAAAUGCAUAUUUUGUCAAUGUUACGAAAGAUUGAUUAAAAGAUGCGCUGUAUAUCGCCGUUUUCUUUGUGAGCAAUGCAUACUUAAAUUGUCUUGUAAUGUAGUGGGAUAAUUUUUUUAAAAAAAUAAAAAUUACUCUCAAUUACAA